Ruditapes philippinarum (Manila clam) is the source of this 14341-nucleotide messenger RNA. RefSeq lists its product as uncharacterized. The coding region runs from base 93 to 13283 and encodes 4396 amino acids. Lineage: Eukaryota; Metazoa; Mollusca; Bivalvia; Venerida; Veneridae. The record is from RefSeq and is a predicted model, not a curated record. The transcript is spliced from 10 exons.
AUAGGCUUCUUGAGACUCCAAAAUUGGAAUAUUGUCACUAGCUCAGUCUCGGAGUCCGAUUUCAUAGUCGGCCACAGCGGGAUAUUUACAAAAUGUUUUUCCGCGUGUUUUCGGCCCUUACAUGUUUGGCACUGGCUUCCGUUGAUGCCGGUAGUCUAAAUAUGUGUACAAAUAAUACUAGAAGCAAUGCGUGUUGUGAUGGGAACCUACAAAAUUACUGGGGUGAAGGAGAGAAGACCUGCUGUUGUGGUUCAGAAAGUUUUCAUCACGACAAAGGGAUUUGUUGUAAUGGAGAAAAGAUUGAUAGAUUGGGCAUAUUCAAAUCUAUUGAGUGUUGUUCAUGCGCUUCCCCAAAACUGGAUAUGGUAUUUGUCUUAGACACGUCAGAAAGCGUCGGUCGGGAAAACUUUCCUCUAAUUACCGAUUUUGUAUCAGAUCUUGUAAUAAGGAAGGAAACGACAAUUGGUCCUAAUGACGUUCAAGUCGGUGUUUUAAUUUACAAUCAUUUUGUUUUAAAACAAUUUGAUAUGAAUGAGUACUCCGACAAACUGUCUCUGCAGAAUGCAAUCAAUGCUAUAGAAUAUAAACCAGGGAGUACAAACACUGGAGAAGCUAUACAAGUUGCAACUGAUGAGAUGUUUAAACCAAACAAAGGAGAUAGACCUGACAUUCCCGAUCUUAUGUUUGUUAUUACAGAUGGGAAAUCUAUCGACAAAGAAGACACUUUAUUACAAGCUAAAAAUGCAAAGGAAAGAGGGAUAAGAGUUAUAGCUGUUGCCAUUGGUGAGGACAAGGAUUUAGAUACCGAAGAGCUUAUUGGUAUAGCUUCAAAACCAGCAAAUGAAAAUCUCUUCAAAAUCGGAGAUUUUAAAAGUUUAAAGACGCUUGAAUCCAAAUUCUUUACAACAAUUUGUUUUGACCCACCAUUUGGUCCACCAGAAACUGUCGUUGAGCGUUGUGGGAGCCAGCCCUACGAUCCUAAAACACAAAUGUGUUGUCAAUGGUCGGUUACUCCUAGAAUUGCUGGUGAAAGGACUAAAUGUUGUGGUACAAUGUCCUACGACCCAGAAAAGGAGAUUUGCUGCGCUAAUGAUCAUACGUCCCCACUGGUAGGCGGUGCUAAAACAGAAUGUUGCGGGUUGGAGGCAAUUGAUCCAACAAAAUCGAUAUGCUGCGGUCAUGACAUUCAGCCUCUGGUUGCCGGUAAAGAUACACAUUGUUGUGCACACGAUAGCUAUGACCCGAUGAAACGCCUUUGCUGCCAAGGAAUGCUGUUCCCUCCACAUAUCCAUCCAAGUUGUUACCAUUGUGACAACAAUGGGCACGAAGUAGCGCAGUUUGAUCCACAAAAGAACGCUUGUUGCAACGGAAAACUGGUACCAGCUGUUGCAGGAAAUCUCACAUGCUGUUGCAGAGGUGACCCUUUCGAUCCAAAAGACAAAAUUUGUUGUGAUGAUGUUCUUCAGAAAAGGAAAGGCGGAGAGGUAUCAUCGUGUUGCGGUAACGACAAUUUCGACCCGCGUGACCAGAUGUGUUGCAACGGCGAGGUUCAACCGAUUCUUAACGAGAAGAUUACGAGAUGCUGUGACAAGAGAAGCUUUGAUCCGGAUGUUCAAAUAUGUUGCGAUAACAAAAUGCUCCUCAGAAAAAAGAAUAGCGAUGACACAUGCUGCUGCGGAAAUAAUACAUACAACACGAAUAAAGAUGUAUGUUGCACAGAUAUUGUACAACCAAAAUACAAAAAAGGAACACAAUGCUGUGGUGACAAAAGUUUCGAUUCUACGAAGAUGUUGUGUUGUGAUGGUGUUGUGCAAAAGCUUGGAAAGAAAAGUUCUGUAACAAGAUGUUGCGGAAAAAAGAGUUAUGAUGCUAAAAAGGCAGUGUGUUGUGACGGCAAUCCAGUAAAGAAAUCAAACAAAAAUGAUGACGGUUGUUGUGGAAAAGGGACAUAUGAUCCUAAGACACAAAUAUGCUGCAGUGGAAAUAAAGGCAAACUUUACAGUUCUGGUACAAGAUGUUGUGGAUCCGAGAGCUAUGAUGCGAGAAAAUCAAUAUGUUGUGGUGGUAAAGUUUUUUCAAAUAACAUGAGAUGCUGUAAUGAUGAUGAAUAUAACCCUAAAACACAUAUAUGUUGCGACGGAUUGUCAGUAAGACAAAAAGACAAUGCUAAGGACAAUGUUUGUUGUGGAUCGUCGACAAUGAAUUAUGACACGCAUAUUUGCUGCGAAGGUGUGCCAUCUGAUCGACCGGCUGAUCGUGAUUAUUUAUGCUGCGGUCCCAAAGGCUUUGAUCCCGACUCUCAUAUUUGCUGUAAUAACCAACUUAUUAAACGUGAGAAAAAUGGAGAUAACUGGUGCUGUGGAGAGAAAAGUAUUAAUACCAAUAACCAGGUAUGUUGCCGUGGUAAUCCACAACCCAUCAAAGAAUCAGCAGACAAUACAUUUUGCUGUAAAGAUGCGAGCUUUAACUACAGAACACAAAUGUGUUGCUUCGGAGAAGUGGUUAAUAAAAGAUCACAAAAGGAUGACUACUGUUGUGGCAACACAACAGUUGAUGCAAAAGAUGAAAUUUGUUGUGAAGGUAUUCCACGAAAAGUGCCUAAUGUAAAUAGUGGAUUUUGUUGCAAAGAUAAAGGUGCAGAUAUGAGGGAAUUUAUGUGUUGCGAUGGCGAAAUGGUUCCUAAAAAAGAUGCAAAUGACGAUCUUUGUUGUGGCAAAGUAACGAUUAAUGCUAACAAAGAAAUAUGUUGUGAAGGCAACGCUGAAAUGAUGGUGGGUGAUGAAUACACAAAAUGUUGCGGUCGGAAGAGCUUUGAUUCAAGGACAGAAUUAUGCUGUGAUGGACAAAGGAUCACCAAAAGGAAUCCAGGUGAUUCGUGUUGUUGUGGAAACAAAACAAUGAAUCCAAAGAAUGAAAUUUGUUGUAUGGAUAUCAUUCGAGAUGCACCUGCAGGAAAUGACAUGCGCUGUUGUAUGAGUGAAAGUUAUGAUCAAAAUAAGUUUAUGUGUUGUGAUGGAAGAAAUAUUGUAAAGAAAGAAACUUCAUCAGACAACUGUUGCUGUGGCGAUAAAACAAUGGAUUCUAGUAAAAAGAUAUGCUGUGACGAGACGCCGCAACCAAAAGAAAACAAUGAUUAUAUGUGUUGUGGCAAAGAAAGUUAUGAUUCAGAAAAAGCUGUUUGUUGCCAAGGAGACACCGUUGUAGUAAAAUCUGGCGAAAAUGAUGAUUGUUGUUGUGGAAACACAACAAUGAAUUCCAAAACACAUAUUUGUUGUCUCGGAAAGAGAAAUGAAAUGUUCACUGAGCCUACAUCCUGUUGCGGAGAUAAAAGUUAUGGAAUCGUGAAUUAUUUGUGUUGCGAUGACGAAGUGAUGGAGAAAAGUAAUCGAAAAGAUGACUGUUGCUGUGGUAAGAAAACAAUGAAUACUGCUUCACAAAUAUGUUGUGAAGGCAAUCCUCAAGAUAUUGAAAACCCAGGAUGGACGUGUUGCGGAAAAAGAAGCUACAAUCCCAAAACACACAUUUGCUGCAAUAACAACAUUAUAAAGAAGAAUAAUCAAGGUGACAACUGGUGUUGCGGAAAUGAACCUUUUGAUUCUAAUAAUGAAGUCUGUUGUAAUAUGGUUGUUCAGCCAGCAUUUGGAACUCCAGAAGAAACUAGAUGCUGUGGGAAAAAAAGCUAUGACUUUACUACAAAGCUGUGUUGUGAUAAUAUCUUAUUCGAUAAAGAAGACACAUCCGACAACUGGUGUUGUGGAAAUGUGACAUACAACACACGUAAGCAAGUUUGUUGUCAAGGUAAGUACAAGCAGCCAAUGUACGGACAGAACACUCAGUGUUGUGGAGACACAAGCUAUGAUGAAACAAAACAAAUUUGUUGCAUGCGAAAGAUAUUUGAGAAGAAGAACGGAAAUGAUGACUGUUGCUGUGGAGAUACGGCAAUGAAUACUGAAACAGAAAUGUGCUGCAUGAAUUCUAGACAGCCUAAAGUGGACGGACAAUACACGGACUGUUGUGGUAACAAGACCUAUAGUCUAAGGAAUCAAUUGUGUUGCGAGGAUCAAAUGAUUAGACGCAAAGAAAGUGAAGGAGACGACUGUUGUUGCAGAGAUACAACUAUGGAUUCAAAACAGAAAAUAUGUUGUACAGAAGGUCCACAGCCCUUAGUAGGUGGGCCCAAAAAUACGGAUUGUUGUUUGAGUAUCUCCUAUGACAUGACAACUCAAGUGUGUUGCGAAGGUGUUAUUGUUGACAAAAAGAGGGAAAGUGACAAUUGGUGUUGUAAUGGUGAAUCUAUAAACACUGAUGAGGAAAUUUGUUGUAAUGGUAGUCCUGAACCUGCUGUUGCAGGUCGCAAUACAAGAUGUUGCAAAACAAAAAGUUACGAUCCAGAUGAAUUCAUUUGCUGCAAUGGUACCACUCUUUACAAGAAAAAUACACCUGAUGAUAAUAUAUGUUGCGGAGAAAAUUCAAUGAACACGUUAACCGAGAUCUGCUGUAUGGACAAGCCAGGGAAAAGGGACGGGGGUGACUAUGCCAAGUGCUGUCACGAUGAAAGCUAUGAUUCAAGCAAAUUCAUGUGUUGUGAUAAACCUAAUGGAAAGUGGGUAGUUGUUAAAAAGAGAAGUCCAAAAGACGAUUCAUGCUGUGGUAACACUACCAUUGACACAGAUCGUGAACUUUGUUGUGAUGGAAAUCCUGAAACAGGCGGGAAAGAGGUUCAAUGUUGCCAUGGUGUAGGUUACAACAGUAAAAACUAUAUUUGUUGUGAUGAUGAAAUUGUAGAAAAAACGUCUAAUAACGAUGAUUGUUGUUGUGGGAAGGUUGCUAUGAAUGGUAAAAAUGACAUAUGUUGUAUGGGAAAUAAACAGCAACGUGUUGGAGGAAAAGAUACAAUGUGUUGUUUAGAUAUUGCCUACGAUCCAGUCACACAGAUAUGUUGUGAUGGAAAACAGGUUAUUGAGAAAAACAAUGAAGAUGAUAACUGUUGCUGCGGAGGUCAGUCAAUGAAUGCACGUACAGAUAUAUGCUGCUUAAAUACACCACAACCUGCACCCGACAAAGAUGUAUAUAAGUGUUGUAAAGACAAAAGUUAUAACACUAAUACACAUGUAUGCUGUGAUGGGAGAGCAAGAAAAAAGACAGAUAAUAACGACGAUUGGUGUUGUGGUGAUGAAACAUUUAAUACAAGGGAUCACGUGUGCUGCCAAGGACAGUACAGACAACCAAAACGGACACAAGAUGCAGAGGAUACAAAAUGUUGUAGGAAAGAAAGUUAUAAUCCCGUUAGUCAGCUUUGUUGCAAAGGGGAAGUUGUUGACAAAAAUAACAACGAAGACAGCAGAUGUUGUGGCGAAAGCACUAUGGCUAGUAACGAUAUAUGUUGCAAUGGUGUUCCACAACGUGGUGGUAGGGCUUAUACCUGCUGUGGGACUGAAAGUUAUAACACAAAAUCUCAUAUCUGUUGUGGAGGAGUAGUAAGAAAGAAAAAAGACUCUAAAGACGACGGAUGUUGUGGAGAUGAUUCAACUAUAGAUAGCACUAUGGAAUUAUGUUGUAAAGGUGUUCCUCAACAAGUUAAUAUUGAGACUGGUGAUUGUUGUGGACGGUUUGGCUAUGAUAAGACAAAAUCAAUUUGUUGUUAUGAUACUCAAGUACUCGAUAAAGAUGAUGAAGACGAUGAUGUUUGCUGUGGGAAUAAUACAUUUAACCAGAAAAAACAUGUAUGCUGCAAUGAUGUAAGGCAAGGCAAAGUAGCUGGUGAUGAUACAAUGUGUUGUUUAACGAAAAGUUAUGAUCCGUCUAAACAUAUAUGUUGUGAUGGAAGAAAACUUUUAGAAAAGAAAGAUCCAGCUGAUGAUUGGUGUUGUGGCCAAAAUACAUACAAUAGUAAUUCGCAAGUAUGUUGUAAUGAAGUUCCAAAUGAAAAAUAUGGGGACAAUACGUUUUGCUGCAGAGAUGUCAGUUUCAACCAAAAUACGCAAGUAUGUUGUAACGGUGAAAUUGUGAAUAAAAAGGCAAAUCAAGAUGACGGGUGUUGUGGAAACACAACUCUCGAUGCUCAAAAUGAAAUUUGUUGCGAUGGUUACCCACAACCUGGAAAUGUGAUACAAUAUGCUUGUUGUGGGCAAAACAGCUAUAACAAAGAUACAUCUCUUUGCUGUGAAUUUGAUCAGAUCGUAACAAAAAGACAUGAAAAUGAUGACUGUUGUUGUGGCAAUGCUGGUAUGAAUCGAAAUGAAGAAAUAUGCUGUUCAGGGAAGGCUGUUGAAAGAACAGCAGGUGAAUUAACACGAUGUUGUGACAAAAAGCCAUAUGAUCAGAGAAAAGAAAUGUGUUGCGAUGGAGUAGUUAUUAAGAAAAAUGACGACAAUGAUAACUUGUGUUGUGGUACAACUACGUUUAAUGCAAAUACUCAGGUUUGUUGUCAUCAUAAUCCACAACCAAAGGUUGGUGGAAAAGUAACUCAGUGUUGCGAUAUUCACAGUUUUGAUCCAGAGAAAGCUUUAUGUUGUGACAAUGGUGUUGUUGAGAAAAAUGACACGGACGAUUCAUGCUGUUGUGGAAAAACAAAAACAUUUGACCCUAAAACCGAAGUCUGCUGUGGUGGUGUCCAGCCAAGGCGCCGAAAAGGAGAAAACACCCAAUGUUGUGGAACUGAAAGUUAUGAUGCUGACAGUUACAUAUGUUGUAACGAGGAGAUCAUCAAAAAGGAAAAAGAAAGAGAUGAUGCAUGUUGCGAUAAAAUCUCAUUUGAUGCUUCGAAAGAGAUUUGCUGUAAAGGUCAGGUUCAGAAACGGAGCGGAGGGAUUUUCACUGAUUGCUGUGGAAGUAACAGUUAUAAUAUUAUCGAUGAAAUGUGCUGUGAUGGAGAAGUUACCCGUAAAAGCAAAACUGACGAUGACACUUGCUGUGGAAAUAUAACUAUGGAUGCUCAGACACAACUAUGUUGUGAAGGAAAUGCUCAACCUAAAUAUGGUAGAUCAGGUAAAUGCUGUGGAAAUAAGAGCUACAACACUAAAUCAUCCAUGUGCUGUAAUGGAAAUAUCAUUGAUAAAAACAACGCAGACGACAAUGGAUGUUGCGGCGACACAACUUUCAACUAUGCUACCGAAGUAUGCUGUUUAGGCAUUCCAAAUUCUUUAUUAGGACCUUUGACACUUUGCUGCCUCGAUAAAAGUUAUGACUCUGAAUUGGCUGUGUGUUGUGACGGCAUUGAUAUUGUCCAAAAGGAUGACAAGUCUGAUAAUUGGUGUUGUGGUGGAAAAACGAUGAAUACACGCAAAGACAUAUGUUGUGAAGAUGUAAAACAACCAAGACGAGGAAGAAAUACACAGUGCUGUCAUAAAGUUAGCUACAAUCCAGUUGAGUUUUUGUGCUGUGGAAAGGAUAUUGUACCAAAGCACAAUGAAGACGCCGAUGUUUGUUGUGGUAACACCACUGUAGACGUGAGUCAUGAAGUUUGUUGCGAUGGAGUACCGAAUGAACGUGUUGAUCAGGAAUAUACUUCAUGUUGUGGUAGUAAAAGUUAUUCUAUGAGAAACCAGCUGUGUUGUACAGACGGAAAGAUGGUGAGAGACAAGAAUAAACCUGGUGACAAAGAAUGUUGUGGCACAAAAGAAACAUUUAACCCAAACAAAGAAAUAUGCUGUGAUGGUCAAGUAUUUGAUGUGGCUGGCAUUGAAAAUGCUGGAUGUUGUAAAGGAAAAGGUUAUAACAUGGAUACACAUAUGUGCUGUGUGGAUAUGGUGGUAGAGAUGCAAAAAGAAGGGGAUGACUGGUGCUGUGGAAAUACACCUUACAACACAAAAACAGAAAUAUGCUGUAAUGGAAAGAUUGAUGAAAGAGAAGGCGGUGAUAGAGCACGGUGUUGCUUAGGUAAAAGUUUUGACUCUCAGUCGCACUUAUGUUGCAAUGAUAAAAUAACAGAAAAGAAAAGUAUUUCCGACAAUAUGUGUUGCAAUGUCACAACAUAUGAUACUCAAACUGAAGUAUGUUGUCUUGGAACUACCCCUCAGCCAAAAAAGGGUGGGAAACAAACGCAGUGCUGUUUAGAUGAAAGUUUCAAUCCUAACACUCAGUUGUGUUGUAACAAGAAAGUUGUAGAGAAAACAAAUAACUUUGACGACUGUUGCUGUGGGGGAGCGUCAAUGAAUUCUAAAUCUGAUAUAUGUUGUCUUGGAAAUAAGCAAGACAGGAUUGGUGACGAAUACACAUCUUGUUGUGAAGAUGUCAGUUAUAACUCAAGGUCUCAUAUAUGUUGUGAAGGUAAGGUAAGAGAGAAAAACAACAAUAAUGAUGACACAUGUUGUGGUGAUACAGCCACUGUUGAUUCUAGACAGGAUAUUUGCUGCGAUGGUGUAGCACAAAAACGUGUAGGUGGCGAAUACACAGAUUGCUGUGAGAAAAAAUCAUUUGACACAAGGGUCGAUAUGUGCUGUGAUAAAAAGACUACUGAAAAGAGGGACGAAGGCGAUCACUGUUGCUGUGGGAAUACGACGAUUAACUUAAACAAAGAAAUAUGUUGUCACGGGAUACCUAGAGAUGCCAAAGGAGGGAAAUUUGCCAGAUGUUGUUCAGAUAAAAGUUAUGAUUCAAAGUCGGAAAUAUGUUGCGAUGCGCGUGAUGUUCGUACUAAAGUCCACCCAAGUGACAAUUGGUGUUGCGGUGAUUCAACUUUCAACACAAAGUCCGAAAUCUGUUGUAACGACGUAACAAGAGAUAGGGUUGGUGGAAAAGCGACAAAGUGUUGUGGAACAGAAAGUUAUAACUCUAAUACCCAUGCAUGUUGUGAAAAUGAAGUUGUCGAAAAACGAAACAGCAAUGACGAUAUCUGCUGUGGGAAAAAAACUUUAAACAUACGUAACGAAGUUUGUUGCGACGGAAAUACUCAGCCUAAAUAUAAUGGUCCAACGACAUGUUGUAGAAAUGAGAGCUUCAAUGUAAAAACACAUCUUUGCUGUUUUGGAACUGUAGUCGAAAAGAUGCAUAACAAUGAUGAUGGCUGUUGUGGAAGUAGUACAUUUGAUGGAAAAACCGAAGUUUGUUGCAUGGGUGUACCACAACCAAUAAAAGCUAAAGAUCGAACGCGUUGUUGCAAAAAAACUAGCUAUGAUUUAGAAAAUUACAUGUGUUGUGAAGAUACUGUUGUCAAAAAGAAAAACAGUAAAGACGACUGGUGUUGUGGUAAGAUACCGUAUAACACUCGAACAGAGUACUGCUGUCACGGUUCAGUUGUUCAGCCAUACUAUGGAGACAAUACUCAUUGUUGCGGAGAUGUGUCAUACGAUGCUGAUUCUAAAUUGUGUUGCGAUAGCGGUUUAUUCAAUAAAACAAAAGAAUCUGAUGAUUGGUGUUGUGGUGAUCAGCCAUAUAAUACAAAAGAUGAAAUAUGUUGCCAAGGUUUGUAUCCAAGAGAGGCUGUAGCAGGUGCUGCUACAAGGUGCUGUGGUCGCGAAAGUUACAAUCCUCGUACUGAAAUGUGCUGUGAGGAUGGAGUAGUGAAAAAAGAUUCAUCUGACGACGACGGAUGUUGCGGGAAAAGUACCAUGAAUGUUCUAACCGAUAUUUGCUGUAAUGGACGUAAAUAUUCUCGAAGUGGAUCAUCCACGGAUUGCUGUGGAAAUGUGGCUUUUGAUACCAAAAAUGAAGUUUGUUGUGGAGAUGAACGUGGGGUUUUACAAAAAUCUAAAUCUAAAGACGAUUGUUGUUGUGGCAAUGAUACGUACGAUGAGGCAAAUGAAAUAUGUUGUGAUGAACAAGUGAUGAGUAAAUAUGGAGAAUCAACGAAUUGUUGUGGAAAGAAAAGUUAUAAUAUGGAAAGUCAUUUGUGUUGUGGAAAAGAUGUUGUAAAGAAAGAAUCGCCAAACGAUAACUGUUGCUGUGGUAAUAGUAGUAUGCAGUCGGAUAUCCAUCAAUGUUGUGAUAGUGUUCCUGGUGUUGGGGACAAAUGUUGUGGAAAUAAGGCAUAUGAUUCAUCUGAUAAAGUUUGUUGUGAUACCGGAGACCUCAGGAAGAAAUCGAAACCGAAUGAUAAUCAUUGUUGUGGAGACGUUAAUACUUACAAUACUAAAACAGAAAUGUGUUGUUUGGGAACUCCAGUUGCGAUGACAAGUGAAUAUUAUAUGUGUUGUGGGAAUGAAGGAUAUGACGACAGGGAUUUUGUUUGCUGCAAUGGUAAAGUAAUCAAGAAAAACAAGCGAUCAGAUGACUCAUGUUGUGGUUCUGAACCAAUUUCUUCUACUGAUCAAAUUUGUUGCCUUAAAAAUCCACAACCAGGUGGGCGAUUUGCUACGUGUUGCGGAAGUAACAGUUAUAAUACCAAAAAUGAACUUUGUUGCAAUGGAGAAGUAGUGAAAAAAGAAGAUAGUAAUGAUGAUUAUUGUUGCGGCAAUUCUACUUUUAACAUCAGAAAUCAAAUAUGUUGUGACGUGACUGUCCAAGAAAGAACGACUAAAAAUGAUAAAUGCUGCGGACGAAGAAGUUACAAUCCUGCAACGCAUAUGUGCUGUGAUAAUGAAAUCGUCAAAAUGUCCGACACCGGUGAUAAUUGUUGCUGUGGUGAUAAAACAAUUAAUACAGCUAAAGAAAUUUGUUGUAAUGGUAUGUUUCCGCAACCACUUUUAUCUGAUACAUUGACUAAAUGUUGCUGGGAUAAGAGUUAUGAUUCUGAAACUGAGUUAUGCUGUGAUGAGUUUGGUGUUGUAGCUAAGAGCAAACCACAGGACAAUUGGUGUUGUGCUGGGUCACCGUUUUAUACAGAAGAACAAUUGUGUUGCCAAGGUAAAUUUGUGCAAGAAGGUGGAAGUAAAACUCAAUGCUGUGGUGCCAAGAGUUUCAAUCCAAGAACUACUGUUUGUUGCGACAAAGAUUUGUAUCCGAAACGACGUGGCAAGGACGAUGGAUGUUGUGGAAAUUCAACAAUUGACGCUGAAACAGAAAUAUGUUGUGAGGGUACACCUCAAAAUUUAGCUGGUGGAGAGAGGUAUACGUCCUGCUGCUUUGAUAAGAGUUUUGAUACCAAAUCAGAACUCUGUUGUGAAAAUACCGUCCUUAGAAAGCGAUCUGAAAAUGACGACGGUUGCUGUGGAAAAACAACAUUUGAUACUAAAAAGGAAAUUUGCUGUAAUGGAAAUCCAAAGCGAAGAGAUCAAAAUGCAGAUAUGGAAUGUUGUGGUGACGAGGCAUAUAAUACAAACGAUGAGCUAUGCUGUGAUAACUCAGUAAGAACAAAGAACAAACAAUCUGAUAAUUGUUGCUGUGGAAAUGAGACAAUGAAUACUUUAGAAGAAAUAUGUUGCAAUGGUAUUUCACAACGAAUGAAAGGCGACCUAACUCUUUGUUGUGGUACUAAAAGUUAUAAUCCAAAGGAUCAUGUAUGCUGUGAUGGCGAAUUUAUGUUAGGAAAAUCAGAUGAAAAUGACAAUUGUUGCUGUAAUGAAUUUACUUAUAACACCAAUACACAUAUGUGUUGUAGCGGAGAAGUACAACAAAAGACCGGCGGGAAGUUUGCGGCAUGUUGUCGAAAAAAGAGUUACAACACAAAAACAGAAAUGUGUUGCAGGGGCGACGUGCGAGAAAAGAUGGAAGAUGGUGAUGACUGCUGUUGUGGAAGAACUACAUAUAACACUCGUAAUCAGGUUUGUUGUGAUGGCCUCCCAAGAGAUGUUCAAGGCAGUAUUGAGUUUGGUUCGUGCUGUGGGGACCAGGGCAUGAAUAUCAAGACACAAUUAUGCUGCAACGGAAAAGUAACAGAUAAAGUUCAUAACAAUGACGAUUGUUGCUGUGGAAAUACAACGUUUGAUGAAAGAACUGAAGUAUGUUGCGAUGGAGUUACUAAUGAGCGUCUUGCUGGGGAUAAAACGCGAUGUUGUUAUGAUGUGAGCUAUGAUCCAGAUAAUCAAAUGUGCUGUGGUAAGACCGUAAGCAAAAAAUCUAAGAAUGGUGAUAAUUGGUGUUGCGGAGACGAAUCUUACAACACAAAUAAUGAACUUUGUUGCAAUGGAGUUCCUCAGUCAAAAUCUAAUGGAAGAACUAGAUGUUGCGGUGAAAUAAGUUACAACCCUGAUAAUGAAAUAUGUUGCGAUUCGCAUUUGUUACAUCCUAAGAGCAAUGGAAAUGAUAACGCGUGUUGUGGAGAGAAGUCAUAUAACACAAGAACGCAGUUGUGUUGCGAAGGCAAUCCUCAAGAUAAAUAUGGAGAUGACACGGGUUGUUGUAAGAAAACUAGUUAUGAUACGACGUCGCAGAUAUGUUGUGAUGGUGUUGUGGUAAAUAAGUCAAAGACUAACGACCACCAAUGUUGCGGUGAACAGUCUUUUAAUCCAGACACAGAUCUGUGUUGUUUAAACAAAGUGGUGCGAAAGCCAAGCGGUGAUGCAGAAUGCUGCGGCAAGGAUGCCUAUGAUACCGUAACACAAUUAUGUUGUGAAAAAGGAAAUAUCGUCACAAAACUUCAUGAACAUGAUCUAAGUUGUUGUGGAAAUGAGACCUAUAACGCUGAUAUAGAAAUAUGUUGUGGUGGAAACUCAAAUAAAAUAUCAAGCAAUAAUCCCAAAGAUACUCGCUGUUGUGGCAGAAAGGGUUACGACAUUAAUGAAAGAAUUUGUUGUAAUGGUAAAUUGUUUGACAUGGAUGGAAAUUUCGAAGAUACUAGUUGUUGUGGUGACGUUCCGUACAAUAGUAGAAAUGAAGUCUGUUGUAAAGGUGAGGUAAGACAAAAAACAAACAAUAAGGACACGCUUUGUUGCGGGGGCGACACGUUUAAUCCUGAUACACACGUUUGCUGUUUAAAUAAAAACAAAGAGGUCGUUCAGCCAAAGAAAGGCAAAAAGAUAACACGAUGUUGCGACGGGGUGAGUUAUGAUGGAGACACAGAAAUGUGUUGCGACGGAGUUGUUCAACAUAAAUGGGUGGGCGCCAAAACACGAUGUUGUGGUCAAAGAAGUUAUAAUCCAGACAGGGGACUUUGUUGUAAUGGACAAAUGAUAGAGAAGACAACACAAUUUGAUGAUUGCUGCUGUUGUAAUAGAACAAUGGAUAGUAGCCGGCAAAUCUGUUGUGAAUGUAAUGUCUUAAAGAACAUUGGUAGCUACCAUACGGAAUGUUGUGGUGGUGCAUGCUUUGACCCAUGGUUACAUUUAUGCUGUGGGGGCCAGGUUAGGCCUAAGAAGUAUGGCAAAGAUUCGUACUGUUGUGGCAAACAAGUUUACUCUCCAAAGAAUGGCGUUUGCUGUGGGAAAUAUGUGAUGUGGAAAGUGCCCGUUGACCAGCCAUGGAAAUAAAAAUCAUUUAUGGACAUUGGCGAUACAGACCGAGACUAUGAAUACAUAAUGUAGGAUCGUGUACUUGAUGUCUGUUAAGUCACCAACGAAACCAUAGAAAAAACAUUAUAUCUAUUGUUACGUUAACAUAAACUUGACAAUUAUAGGUGUUAAGAAUCGUCCUUUUUAGAAAUAUCUUUUUGAGCUUGUAAUUUUUAAUAGUGCAACGAUGGCUUUCUUAGGCUUUAUACAAUUAACAUAAGAAUGUUAUUUUUCCAUUAUUGGGAACGAAUAAAUAUUUGCAUGUAAAUGUUCGUGUAAUUCUAAAAUGGUAUUUCAACAAUUAUUAACGUAAUGAUUGAUAUAUUGCAUUCAUUGCCGGACAAGAAUGCUUUUAAAUCCCUUUAAAUGUUAAAAUAUAAAUAGUUUGUGUAUAUAUAUAUACAAGUAGUUCAAAACAUAUAGGAAUGAUUGAGUCUCACACUUGUUACUGUCAUUAUUUUGGAUAAGGAAAUAUAUUGGCACAAAGGUUAAUGCAAUAAGUUUUCUGUUGGUAUUAUUCCUUGGUAUUUGCUAUUUUAUCAUCAACUGCUUAUAUUUCAUGAAAAAGAUAUACCAUUAAAUAAUACUUCACAUGCAUAUGGUUACUUGAAACAUAAACGGCAUGUAAAAAAAAAUAUUUUUGUCUCUAGUAUAUUAUCUAUGAUUUAUUUUAGUUUUUCAUACUUUUUCAUUCAUGCCAUUUGUUGUUUGUGUAUCUUUAAAUAAAAAUAUCAUUCGAAUGUUCAGAUAUUACUAAAUCGUUGGAGUGAAAUAUGCAUAUUCAAUGUAUGUAAGCUGAAUUUCAUAAAACUGUUUUUCUUUUUGUCUCUACAUUAUGUUGUACAUGCUCUUAAAGUUAUAUUAUAUAAGCCAUUUUUCCAUUGUUUUAUCUUCGUAUCAAGAUACUUAGCGCUUUUCAUCGUACAUGAUAUAGUUUUUAGUAGUUUCAUUCUAUAUCAAAAUGUUUUUCCUCUGUCUAUAUAUUACAAACAAUGGUGAUGGAAAAUAGAAAAUUAAACCUAAUAGAACAAUUUGGA